AAUCUGUUUUCAGAGAAGAGUUGUUAAGCUUCGUUGCACUGCCCGGCAUAGUACAGCCAUAUAUUAUCCUUGGAUAUAUAAAUGUAUCUAAAGAUAGAAGAAUUCUAGGGAAGAUGUUUUCUUUACUGCCAGAUGGAAGCUUUAGAAUAAUCAAUAACAUCUUUGAGAAUUUGGAAUCUGAGGGACCCGUCGAAAUUUUACAAUUUGAUCCUCAUAGCGGCAAAAAGCUAUCAAAUGGACGACUCGUCGUCGGUGGCUGGAUAAAGCGUGGAUAUCAGAAGAGGAAACAAAUGGAUGUAUUGAAGAGGUUUACUGGUUGUACGUCUUUUUGUUGUAAAUCUGAUGUCGAAAAACAAUCAUAUGAAUAUGAACCCUUCAUCAUGUGGACAGAUGACGAAAUGAAUUGGAAUUUAGGAAAAAAUCUGAAGAUUGAAGAAGCUGAGAAAAAUAUGCAAAUACAGGUGACAGAAACCGGCGAUGAAAAAAGAAUCGUUGUGAUUAUUACAUCUUUAGAUGCCAAAAAGGUCUUAUACGAAGGACAAAGUUAUGAUUAUUGCACAACGUUUACAAAAAACACUAAGGAAUGGAAACUUGAAAUGCCUGUAGUAAGUUUCGCAAUUAUUGAUGGAUCGUUGGUUUGUGCUUCAUCCAUGGAACGUAUGGAUGAUGUGACUUCUGCCAAGGAAGAGAAAGAAUCAUCUGAAAAUGCAAGGAAAGAAAAUUCACCAAAAACAGACGAACCUGCAAACGAUAGAAUAGGAACGUCCUCUUUAGAAAAGCCAUCCGAAGACCCAGAAGUGUCAAUUAAAAAUGUACAGAAACGGAGUAUGUUCGGCAAAGCAAGUGCCAUAGUCGCUUAUGCACUGUCAUUCAAGUCAGGAGAGUCAUCACCAAGUACAUCAACACAAAAAUACAAAAGUGUACCCACAAUUGAAAUACCCUCAAUUAAUAAUGAUAAUUCAACGGAAAAUGCAAUGGAAGAAGGCUCACCAGAAACAAAUGCAUUAUCAGACGAUAAAGAAGUAAUAAUAAUGGAAAAUCCACUUGAAGGCUCAAUGGAAGAGUCCUCAGAAAAUAUAAAGAAACGGCGUUCAUUCUCCAAAUUUACUAAGAAGGUAAAAAACAAAUUUUCAACAAAGUCGAAAGGAAAGUCAUGUGGAAGUGGAUCAACAAUACAAUCUGAAAGUGCAUCCCUUACUGAAGAAUCUACACUCAAUAAAGAGGAAUCAACAGAAAGUACAAUAAAAGAAGAAUCAUCAGCAACAAAUAAACAGGAAGGCGACGAACAAAUAACGCCAAUAAAAGAAUCGCCGGGAGAUUCAAAGGAAGAGUCUUCGGAAAAGGUAAAGAAAUGGAGAUUUGCAAAUAAAUUCACCAAGUCCAAAAGAGAGUCAUCUGGAAGUAAAUUAACAAAGGAGGCUGAAGCAUUAAACAUCGAAUUAGCAUCCAACGCCGAAGUAUCUUCAUCGCAGAUACAAGAUAGGUCAACAUGGGAGGGAUUGUGGCAUCUGGAACAAGACAAAACCAAUGACAAAGCGAUCCGCCUGAGACCAGUAAAAGACAACAUAGGUUCAUUGGAUACUACUUACGACUUCGUUACUAUCUUGGAAAAUAGAAGUAAAGUUCAAUGCGAACAAAUUGUGCCAUUCACAUGUAAAGACAAAUCUUGGUUUUUGAUGAUUUACAAGACACAUUAUAUAAACGACGAAGAAGGUAAACAAAAUCAUAGUUUGUGUACUAGAUAUCAUGUGUUCUCACUUGACACAAUUAUGGGUGGUAAAUAGUAAUGACACCACUAUAUUUAUUGCGUAUGUGAAAAAAAACCAUGUUUUACUAACCUUCCUUCUGUGCUCUGUGACCCAAAACAAUGUUAAGUGCCUUCUAUUAAUUGUUUAAAGAAAGUAGUAGUAUUACCAUUCAAAUGUUUAUUAGAAGUAGGCAGCACUGGGCGGCAUUCACAUUAAAACACAUUAAUAAUUCAAGUUUGUUAAUAAUAUAAGAUAUUAUAUGUAAAUACUCCAAUAGUAAACUAAGAUGCUGAUAGUGUAUUGACCUUUCAAAUUAGUAUCUGCAUGAGCUUAUCAGUUCAUUUUUGUAUUGUAAGCCUGUUUAUUUACUGUUAAUUUACAUAUAUUGCAAUAAAUUAUAUUUAGUUGUAUUUUAGCAUAUACUAGUGUAAAAUCCAAUAACAUAUUAUACAAAACUGAUAUAUUAUUGCAAGCCGAUCGCUGACGGACACUGACGAAAAUUUGAAGUGGUUUUCUGAUGAUUGAGAUACAUGUUGUCGGCUAAAAUGCAUGCUUCUUGGGAGUACUGUAGAAUUAAUUAAAUGGGGAGCACGACAUAGCUUUCGUCAUUUUGGCUGUUAUAGUACAGGAUUGCAGUGGUAAUUUAGUAGAGCUAAAGAAAUUAUUACCACUUACUACUAGGAACUAUUGUUAUUUCUUCCUACAAUAAACCUUUUCUAAGCGCCUUGUAUCCUUUGGCAAAAGGCGCUAUAUAAAUUUCUAUAUUAUUAUUAUUAUUAUUAUUUCUAUGAUUAUGACCCACUAUCAUAUACUAAUUUGAGUAGGGACAAAAUGUUUGUAAAAUUUCACCCUCCAGACUCGUGCACUGCUCUGGAAGAAAUAUAUUGUCUUCUCACUAGAUAAAAUUAUUUGUUGGUAAAUAGUAAUGACCCCAAAAUAAUUAUUAUAUACAUGGAUAAAAACCAUAUAAUAAAUAAAAUUUGGAUCAAUAAUAAGCAGUGGGCAAUAGUAACAUCAUUAGGUUUCAUAUUUGUAGCCAAUGAUGUUAUUUUUAUUUGAUUAAAUGUAAUAUGGUGUACCGUAUACAUUCUGAAUUUAUAUACAUAUAGGUGUGAUCAUAUAUAUAAGUGAUCGCUGUCACAGAUUCCCUUCUUUUAUUUUUUUAAAUUUUUAACUUCAUUACAAUUCCUGCUCCUUCCUGUUUCCUUCCUAAAUGUAAUGCCCUCUUGCUCAAAUAUUAAACUAGCUUUUGCAUUUCUCUGCUUCUCUUACAUUCCUGUGAGCGCCAUUUUUUACCAAUCUUCUUUCUGUGUGUCCCAAAUUUUUUUCUUACUAAUCGUUGAAAUAAAUUCAUGGUAUUACCAUUCGAAUGUUUAUUAGAAGUAAGCAGCACUGCCGCGUUCACAUAAAGACGCAUUUAACUUUUAUGAAUAAUUCAAGUUUUGAAUACCUAAUCCAAGGUGUAUACACUCCAAUCGUUAACUUUAAUGUUGAUAUUGCCCUUUUAAAGUACAGUAGUAGUAUCCGCAUGAGCUUAUCUGUUCAUUUUUGUAUUGUAAGAUUAUAUCUUGCAUCCACUCACAUUUCAGUUUGCCUAAUUAAUCUCAAAAGAUAUGCCAAUCUCAGAAAGGAGCUCAUCCAAGGGUCCUAAAAAAUGAAGCCAAGGGCUUCUAUUAUAGGUUUUACAGUUUGCAAUCAGAUCGCAGAGGGAUACUAUAAUUUGCUUGUAAGUAAUUAUUGUUAAACUGAUGAUGGCAGUCUGUUGUACUGCAAAAACAUGUUUAUAUAGUUAAUGUUUUUUUUUUUUUUUUUUUUAAUAAAUCAGUCUGGUUUAGUCUCGUUGGCUUGAAAUAGUUUUAAUGGCUGCAAUUCCAAAAUGUAAAAAUAUAAUAUAAAAGUGUUCGUAAAGUAAUUUGUUCUCUGUAUAAGAUAGCAUAGCAGGUAAACUAGAAGUUGUGUAAGUCAAGUUAUAGUCUAUUUUAGCAUUAGGCCUAUAUGUAAAGUGCUUUUUGUUUACAAUGUUUUACGCAGUCUGCAGAUCAGUUGCGACAAGCACAAGUUCCUGGCACUGAUUAGUCAGGUACGGUAAGUUUGAUUUAAACGCCAGAAAGUUCCAGCGACUCUACAAUAUGCGGUACAGUAUGUGUGCAUAUAUGCUCAAUAAUAAGUCCCAUUAAAUAUAGUGGUGCCAUUAGAAUAGACUACUAUAUGCUACGUUAUUCAAGUAAAGCUAAAUAGAGAUUGAAUUACAUGCACUUGAAUAUCAAAUUUGAAAAUAUUUAAUGUUUUACUAUUGUGUUUCUUGUUAAAAAGAUUAAGAAAAUGCAAAGUCCUUCUUUAUGAGAACAUGAAAAAUGUGAGAAAGUAUCGGAAAUAUACAGUACGGCAUUGUAAAAACGAAUGCGUACCGUUAGUGAGUAUAGAUUAGAAUUUAGUAUGUAUGUUAUGGGGCCAUUGAUUGGAUUGAAAUUUAAAUAAAGGUGUGCCGAAAAGAAAAAA
Messenger RNA from Anneissia japonica, 4247 nucleotides. RefSeq names its product titin homolog. NCBI's taxonomy places the organism in Eukaryota, Metazoa, Echinodermata, Crinoidea, Comatulida, Comatulidae. The transcript is spliced from 6 exons. Bases 114 to 1784 code for a protein of 556 amino acids. The record is from RefSeq and is a predicted model, not a curated record.